This is a messenger RNA of Aspergillus caelatus, 402 nucleotides long. RefSeq lists its product as uncharacterized. NCBI's taxonomy places the organism in Eukaryota, Fungi, Ascomycota, Eurotiomycetes, Eurotiales, Aspergillaceae. The annotation marks the transcript as partial. The transcript has 3 exons. The record is from RefSeq and is a predicted model, not a curated record.
AUGAAGUCAUUCCUGCUCCUAAUUCCCCUUGUCCACGCUGGAGAGGUCGUUUGGGACGGCUUCUUCAACUCGUCCUUUACUGUCGAUCAGCUAGACAAAUGGUCUUGGUCUAACCCAGUCGGCCCAUACCAAUGGUACAUCCACGGCUCCGAGGCCACUAGCAACUACCUUGAAGUUAGCGCAGAUUUCAAGAACCCGGCGGACAAGAGCGAUGAGAAGGGCAUUCGCAUCAGCAUUGAUGACACCUCCUCCUGGAAUGGCCAAACCAUGAUGCGCUCUGAGCUCAUUCCUCAGACCGACGCUGAUCUCGGCUCUGGCACCCUGUUCUACCAUUUCUCCCUGCAAACCAAGGAGGAAAACGCCCCUACUGCGGCUCUUGAGCAUCAAAUUGCUUUCUUCGAG